This is a messenger RNA of Physella acuta, 961 nucleotides long. RefSeq lists its product as uncharacterized. The record is from RefSeq and is a predicted model, not a curated record. NCBI's taxonomy places the organism in Eukaryota, Metazoa, Mollusca, Gastropoda, Physidae.
CGUGGUCAGGGGGUUUUACCACUGAUGAAACAUUUCAUCAUUUCAUGUCCCGUUUUAGCAACUUAUCAGACUUGAAGCUGAGCCACCUCUACAUGUCAGACAACCUGCUGUACCUGCUAGCUAAGACAGCCAGCCACAGCCUGAGGUUGAUCUCUAUCACCACAGAGGAUUAUUUCGUAUUAGACCAUCCUUCAACUACCUUUAGAGCCUGGCAGUAUUUGAAGUCUGCUUGUCCAAGUCUCAAAGUUGAAGUUUUUAUAAACCCAUUAAAGGGUCGGGAGUUCGACUUUCCAGUGGAUGCAGUUCUGGCACCUUGUAUGCCAUUGCAUAAAUUAUAUUGGAGCUGUAGCAGUUCAAGUUUUCAACGUUCCCUGGCACACAUCACCGACUUCUUUCAGGACUCAUUGCGGCAGCUCCACGUCAUUUUUUGGGAUUUUCCCGAUAAAAAUUCUGUCACGGACCUGAUCAAAAGGUGUCACAAUUUAGAAACCUUGUCAGUAGAGACUUCAACCCUGACAAGUGGCAAGGAACGCCGCAUCGAGACGGCCCUCAAACUGGGUCUUGCCUGUCACCACUCAACCACCCACCCCUGUGUUGCCACCUUGAACCAUAAGGACGUGAGUUUAAAGGACACGUGGGAGACGACAAUCUUUUGUUGGCUGGCGAAACUUAUAUAAAGUACGUGGAUGUUCAGGGCUGAAACACGGUGGCCAACUUUAAUGGUGAAUAGCUUGUGGGUAACACAGAAUCAAAGACAAAUUUGGAAGUGUAUCUGUGAAACGUGUUUUGGUCAGGGGAAAUUCAACCUUAGUCAUGAAUAUAAUAUUGUGCAUGUCAUUUCUGGUCAUAGACUGACCGUACUUAAUGAGUAAUACAAUUAUUGCGUGUUAUGCUAUCACCUUUAGUGUCGCCUUAUCAAGCAACUAAAACGGUCAAAUAGAAAAUGUUUGCAUUUCUUAAA